Messenger RNA from Notolabrus celidotus (New Zealand spotty), 5841 nucleotides. RefSeq names its product phosphofurin acidic cluster sorting protein 2. The transcript is spliced from 24 exons. The record is from RefSeq and is a predicted model, not a curated record. Bases 367 to 3126 code for a protein of 919 amino acids. Gene Ontology annotation, molecular function: transmembrane transporter binding. NCBI's taxonomy places the organism in Eukaryota, Metazoa, Chordata, Actinopteri, Labriformes, Labridae. Gene Ontology annotation, biological process: protein localization to plasma membrane.
GUUUGCUUUUGAAGGUCAUAAAGAGGCAUCAGUGUUGGUUUCAGUCUGUUUCUCAGCUGGUGAAAAACUCCUCAUAGUGCCUUUAAAAAUAAAAUAAAGACCUGUAUGUAAAUGUAAUCUGUCAUGUUCCCUGUUUUCUGUGUUUUGAGGUCUACAGAGCAGUCUGAGUCCCUCCCUGGAAGCUGGACCAUGCUGCCCCCUGUCGGCAGAAACUCGCCCCGCCCCUCCGAGCAGCAUCUCCGGGCACAGCGAGUCAGAGCGAGGAGCGGACUGUAGAGCUCCGGGAGUCUGGAGGAGCAGGUCUCAGAGUCCAGCGGCUCCUCCCGUCCCACACUCAGCUUCAGCUGCUCCCCGGCAGAGGAGGUGAUGAUGGCGGCGGCUGUAGAGAGAGGAGGCGUCCGGGCCGCCUUCCUGAACCCGAGCGGCGGCGGCGGAGGACCAGUACCGACCCCCCUCCCGACCGGAGCGCUAGCCGGGGUUGUGGUGCUGGGCUCCGGCAGCAUGCCCGUCCCCAUGAACCUGUUUGCGACCUGGGAGAUAGACCGAUCGUCCCCCAGCUGCGUGCCCAGACUCUGCAGCCUCACGCUGAAGAAACUGGUCGUCCUUAAAGAACUGGAUAAAGAGCUCAACUCCUUGAGUAUAGCUGUCAAAAUACAGGGCUCAAAGCGCCUCCUGAGAUCAAACGAGUACGUCCUCCCGCCCAGCGGACUGAUGGAGACAGACCUGGAACUCACAUUCUCACUACAGUAUCCACACUUUCUGAAGAGGGACACCAACAGACUGCAGAUCAUGCUGCAGAGGAGGAAACGCUACAAGAACCGAACCAUCCUGGGCUACAAGACGUUAGCGGUGGGAGUGAUCAACAUGGCUGAGGUGAUGCAACACCCGACAGACGGAGGACAGAUCCUGGGUCUCCAUAGCAACGUGAAGGAGGCACCGGUGCGUGUGGCGGAGAUCAGCGUGUACUCUCUGUCCAGCCAGCCCAUCGACCACGAGGACGGCAGCGGGCAGGCCGGACGCAAGACCAAAACCUCAGAUCGCUCCCCGGACAUGGACAACUACUCCGAGGAGGACGACGACAGCUACUCAUCGGAGCAGGAAGCCAGCGAUGACGCCGUCCACGGACAGGAUCUUUAUGACGAAGACGACGAGGUGAGGAAGCCGAAGAAGCCUCGGAGGAAAAUGAUCCGGACCACCUCCAUGACCAGGCAACCGAACUUUAAGCAGAAGUUUGUGGCGUUGCUGAAGAGGUUCAAGGUGACGGACGAGGUCCUGGACUCUGACCCCGUAGACCAGACGCAGGAGGUGGAGGAGGAUCUGGACUUACUCUACGACAGUCUGGAGGUCUACAACCAGAGCGACAGCGGGCCGGAGAUGGAGGACAACGAGAGCGUCCUUAGCACGCCCAAACCCAAACUAAAGCCGUUUUUCGAGGGGAUGUCUCACUCCAGCUCUCAGACGGAGAUUGGAAGCAUACACAGCCAAAAAAGCGCGCAGAGGGAGCUGUCAUGUCCUACCGGAGACUUCCUGACAGUGGACAGAUGUAAAGUACAAGGAGCUCGAUAUCAGGACGACAGCAACACAGACGCCACAGUCGGGGAGCCGGAGACGGACGAAAGCGGGCCGGGACAGGGGCCGGGGGAGGUGAGCAGCUGGGAUGUCAGCACUGAGCGGGUGACCAGCACUGUUGGCAAGCUCUGCAAGACCGAGUCCCAGAACCACAUGUCUCCCAGUAAAGUGGAGAACAGGCUGCCGAGACGUCCUCGCAGCACCUCCAUGAAAGACAGACAGAACUCCAAGGCCCAGAGCGACAGGACCAGCAGCAUGGAGAGCGAGUGCUCCCCAGACUCCCGGCUUAUCGCGCAGGUGCCCAGGAAGUCCGUGUACGACCAGCUGAACCAGAUCCUCAUCUCUGACGAGCGGCUCCCAGAGAGCAUCAUCCUCAUCAACACCAUGGAGUGGCAAGGACAGUAUGUUGCCGAGCUGCUCCAUGAACAGGCCCAGCCCAUCGUGUCCACCUGCUCUGCUGCUGAUGUUCAGGCUGCCUUCAACACCAUCGUCACUCGCAUCCAGAGAUUCUGUAACUGCAACGCACAGACGCCCCCGACCAUGAAGGUGGCGGUGGCAGGAGACCAGAGUUACCUCAGCACCAUCCUGAGGUUCUUUGUGGAGCAGCUCGCCAACAAGACGCCCGACUGGCUCAGCUACAUCCGCUUCCUGGUGAUCCCCAUAGGUUCUCAUCCCCUGGCGAAGUACGUGGCCUCGUUCGACAGCAAGUUCAACAACAUCUUCAUGGACACGGCGUGGAGGGAGCUGUUCUGCAGGACGGAGCGGCCCGCCUCAGAUAACAUCGAUGUAGCAGGACGAGUGGUUCAGUACCUGGCCGGUGCCAACGUCUCCCACCAGUUCCCCAUCUCAGAAGCCAUGCUCACCUACAAACAGAAGAGCCCCGACGAGGACUCCUGUCAGAAAUUCGUGCCAUUCAUCGGGGUGGUGAAAGUCGGGAUCGUGGAGCAGAGUCUCUCGACCUCAGUCGACUCUGAUGAUGCAAUGGGAGGUAACACCAGCAUCCUGUCCUCCCCCACCCCCCCAUCGGCUGGUCCGUAUGGGAAGGAGAUCGGAGGCACUCCUCCACAGUCUCCCUCUGUGUCCACCGCCCUCUCUGGAGCUGGCUCUCCGUGUGCGGGCAGCGAGGUGAUGGGGCUGCAGGUGGACUACUGGACGUGGCAGGGUCCGGAGAAGAAGAAGGAGGGCGAGAAGAGAGACGUGGGUCUGAAGAACACCCUGAAGAGCAACUUCAGGUCUCUGCAGGUCAGCCGUCUGCCGUGUGGAGGGGAGCUCACCCCCCCGCCCAGCAUGGCCAUGACCGUGGUCACUAAGGAGAAGAACAAGAAAGUGAUUUUCCUCAGCAAGAAGCCGAAGGAGAAAGAGCUGGACUCUAAGAGCCAAGUGAUCGAUGGAAUCAGCAGGUUGAUCUGCACCGCCAAACACCAGCACACCAUGCUGAGAGUCACCAUCGAUGGAGUCGAGUGGAACGACGUGAAGUUUUUCCAGCUCGCCGCCCAGUGGCCGACACACGUCAAGCACUUCCCGGUGGGAAUCUUCGGUUACACUAAACCCGUGUGACCCCGGCCGCCCUCCGCUCGACCCCCCCCGCCCGACUCUCCGCUGCACUUGUCUCCCCGAGAGGCUCCAGAGAACCCGAGGACGAGCCGCCGGGCCCCGGCAGUACUAGUUUUCCUGUGGAAAUCUUACUGACUCACAUCCACGUGUUCAUACACACCAAGUGUUCAUGUUGUCAACUCGAUGUUUUUGAUGUUGUUGGUGUCGUUGUUGUUUUUUACACACUACAAAAAGAACAAGUACUAUUUUGUAAGAUUUGUGCGACCGCCUCGGAGGUAUUUUGGGGUUUUUUGACAAUUUGCCACAUUUCAAUAAUGGCAGCUGUGUUUGCACUUUGUUUUGUUAACAUUUUAUUAUUUCUGUGAAAUCCUACAUUUAUUGUGACUCUAUAGACGAUGGAGGAGUGUGAUGGUGACGUGCAGUGGCGUGUGUGAGAUUGUGUUUGUCGUUGAAAGUUGGAAUAUUGCUGUGAAUCUAGAUGGAAUCCUUUCUUCUGCUCACUUUUCUUACUCGUCCCUUUAUUUCUCCUGAAGAUGGAAACAGGAAGGAGCUGCUCUCUGCCUCUGAAGGUCGCUCUGAUGGACGCGGCGCAGUGAUGCGAGCGUCAUCACGUGACGGGUUGUUGUUGUUGUUGUUGUUGUUGUGAGGGUGUGUGUGGGUGGAAGCAGAGGGAAUCUGACACCUCAAAUAUUUCAACUAUCAACAGCUGAACGCCAAAUGAAGACGUGACGGCGGUGAGAGCGGUCUCCUCGUUCCACGGUCCUGACGUGUUUUCAGUUUUUCCCGCCGCGUUGUGUUCGAGUGUCGCCGGAUUCCUGAGGACUCGCACUCCUGCCGUGUUCGAACAAACACUCCUGAUGUGCCAAACUUCAGUUCGCUUUAGCGUCGCCGUCGAUUCCACCCUGAGCUCCGUGUUCGUAGAGACGUGUUCCUCGUGGAGUCAGUAUUAACGUUACUGAGUGUAGAUUAAAGGAGCAGUCCGUGCUCUGCAGGAGGUCAGAAACAUUUACAGGACGUGUGCACUAACAGAGCUUUACCGUGGUGUCCUUUAUAUCGCAGCGACCUGAGGCGUCGGCGGGAGACGAUCAGUCUGACCUGAAACCUGCGUGGGAGCGUUACCGCCGAGCGCAGGAUCAAACAGGAGGGGGCGUGUCCGAGUCGCUGCCCGUGUGUGUGUGUGUGUGUCUGUGUCGGUGUGCUUCGUGUUUCGAUGGUACUCCCUGAUAGUGUUCACGUGAAACUCCCGCAGUAGGAAACCUUUGACUCCGAAGGUUCUUCUGUCCGAGUUUGUUGUUGCUUUUUAUAAAGUGAAGACUUCCGAGCUUUGAUAGGCUGGCUUUUUUUAGCAUUGUAUAGAAAAAUAUAUACGAGAUGUAUUAUUGUGAACCCCCUCUCCUCUAAAUUGAAAGCACAAAUAGCUUCCCCCCCUUACUCUCCACAUAAAUGCCAAAUAUAUAUUAGCAGAACUCGUUCGUAUGAAGUUGUACAAACACUAUUAGAGGUUUGAUUUCUCCUGCAUCUCCCUCACUUUGUGACGCACUUUCAUGUGUUUUUACACAUUCGAGCUCUAAUUGGGACUCCUGUUUAUUUGAGGUGACGUGUUGGAGGUCUUUUAUUUGAACCACUACCUUUUAAUCAAGAGACGGCCGAUCUGAUUAAUGACUUUUAUUUCCCCUUAUCGCAGGGAUGAUGUGUGCUGACGGGUUUAAAGGGACAGUGCGUCUUUCUAUUGUUUUUAUUUCUUCAUGUGGUUGGAUGAGGAACAUCAAGGUGUGUUACCUACAGGAAGAGAAACUCGACUAUCGACCUCUGCAGACGAGGUCAGCUCUAACACCUCAUUCAGAUCAUCAAACUCUGAUGUGGAUGUAAGAGCACGCUCUGCUCAGAAACCUUUCAGUGCUUCACUUUGACGUAAGAUGUGCCGCUGCGUCCAUGAAUGGUGCAAAAAUAAACGUGCAUCUCGACGACAAAGUAAAGCAUUGAAAAAUCUCUAGAGCGUACGCUUCAACGACAUCAGUUUCUUGAAAUGAUCUAAAUUGAGAGAUAAGCUUGAACUCCUCCUCUUUCUAUAACACUGACCUUUGAAAAACACCUUAAACUACCACACUCAAAAAGACGUACUGUCCCUUUAAGAGCCGUUACAGCUGUCUGUUACUUUAUGCUUUUUGCCACUUGAUGAAAAAAAAAGAACCUUACUUUGCAGCUACCGCCUCGUGUCCGCCCGUGAACGAGCGUUCCCGUCGCUCUCCUCUCAGAGUUCGAUUGGUCCGCUCUGGCGGCGGCGGGCGGCGGCGGGCUGCGGCGUGCGUUUGAGGGAAUCGGCCUUUUAAAAAAAAAGAAAGGGGGCCGGAUGGAAAGUGUUUCGAUGCGUUUGACCUCGAGUUUCUUUUUGUUUUAAUUUGCCCUGAAUCUAGAGGUAGCAUGGGGGCGUUUAACAAGGCUGGAUCAAUGAGCGGGCAUGCUCAAACUAACAUCAGUGUUUCAUUACAAAGCUCUCCGACAUGCCAUCUCGUUGCUCCUGAGACUUGAAAUGCCGCCCGGUGUCUUUGCACAAACCCUAUUUUAAACGACAUGACAGUAUUUUUAAAUUUACCACUAAAAAUAUGGGUUACUCUGCAUGUUUUACUAUAGAUGUAAAUAUGUUUUGGAUUUUUAUAUUGUUUUGUUUCUUUCCAUGCUCUCACAAGCAGUUGUGUUUAAUAAAAAUUUUUAAUCUUC